GCGCCGUCUGAGAGGAAUGUUGUUUCAGUCCUCAAACCACGCUGUGUUGGAAGUUGUCAAACGAUUCUGUCAAAGUGCACAAUAGUAGGCCUACAAGUGCUCUGUCCAGGGGGGUGGUUCACUUUUCACGAGUGGUAGUGGCGUGGCGCCUGUUGGCUGCUGAGGUGAGUAUCCUGAACCCCCACCGUCAGAUUAAUAAGUGUUCUAGCUGACGUCACCGGUAUUUAAUGCGGCUCUCUGCGGGAUAACGGCUUGGGCGUGUGGGCGCGUGCCUAAUCGUUUAAUUCAACCGUGAUCGCUUUGGGAUUGUUCGUGUCUCCGGGAUGGGGAGCACGGGGGCCGAGCCGUGCAAGAAGAGAGACGGCAAGAAGAGGCUGUGCAAAAAGAAGAGGACGAUGCGGCUCAACAUGCCGGACCUCUGCUCUCUCACCAUGCCCUUCCAGGAAGGAGAGACGGGCAAUUCCGAUAAAGAUGGUUUACGCAAGGCAGACGGAGAGGCCUGUGUCCGCUCGGCCAGCCCCACACGGGGCUUCCGACAGCGGGCCCCAUCUCUGGGGGCCCGUCCCUCCAGCCCCCGGCUGGCCCCCGCCCGGACCUCCGAAAGCAACAAGCCCGGCGCCGGCCCCCCGAAGACCGUCUUCCCUUACCCGGUCAGCCGGGGCCCGCAGAACCCCCCCAGCAAGGCCCCACGAAGACUGAGUUUCUCAGGGAUCUUCAAGUCCUCCCGGGAUUCGAACCAGCAAACCCAACAGCAAAGCACCUCCUCGGCCUCCUCCUCCUCCCCUGUUAGCAUCAAGCUCUUUUCCCGCAACAGGAGGGACAAAGCACGCGAAACUCAAGAAGAAGCGGCGGCGGCGGCCAUGAAGCGCCUGAGCCACCUGAUGAUGAAGAAAUGGCGGGAGACGGAGAGGUGGAAGGAGAGGAGGUGCAGUGAGCCCUGCGGCAGUGCGGAGCCGGAGGAGAAGAGGAGAACCAGAGAGGCCGAGAGCGCUGGGGGAGAGGCGGAGAGUGACAGCCAGGGACAGGCAGGAGGGGGGCACAGGGGGCGUGACAGCCAGGGGGGGACGCCGGGGGGGGACGGGGGCCGGAUGGAGACGGACGGGUGGACGGAGAGACAGAGCCCUCGGCGGGGGUCCGGGACCCCCGGCUGGGCUCUGCUUCUCCCACUACCUCCUCCGUCGGACCGCAAGCGGAAGGAACUUCCGGACAGACGGACGGGAAGGAAGACCGACCGGCGGACGGAGGGACGGACUGACAGGUACUGGGAAGAGACUGAUGGACGGACUGACAGGAGACAGGAAGAGGACAGGACCUUGUACAGGAGGAAGUCUGAGCCAGGACCUCUGGGAAUCACCUUCAGUGUCUCCUCCCCUCCCCCCGUGGUCGCCCCCUCCCUCUGCGCCCCAGCCCCCCAGGAUGCGCUGGGGGUCUUCCCCCUGGAGACCUACCACAGCGAGCCCGUCCGUCGGGAGACCCGCCGCCUGCGCUCCUACUCCUCGCCCCCGGACACCGGCCCGCAGCACUACAGCCUGCCCCCGCACCGACCCCCCGCUCCUCCUCCUCCUCCUCCGCCGCAUCACCAGGGGUCCCUGUCUCCCUCGGGGGCUAGACAGGUGCAGAUCGGUGCUAACGGGAUGUCGGAGCAACCGGAGCAGGAUGCCGGGGGGGAGGACUCAGAGGAGGACAUCUACAUGCGCUUCAUGAAGUCCCACAAGUGUUAUGACAUCGUCCCGACCAGCUCCAAACUCGUGGUGUUCGACACCACACUGCAGGUGAAGAAGGCCUUCUUUGCACUGGUAGCCAAUGGGGUGCGGGCUGCUCCUCUUUGGGAAAGCAAGAAACAGAGCUUUGUAGGAAUGUUGACUAUCACAGAUUUCAUCAACAUUCUGAACAGAUACUAUAAAUCCCCUAUGGUCCAGAUCUAUGAGUUGGAGGAGCACAAGAUCGAGACUUGGAGAGAGCUUUACCUCCAGGAGACCUUUAAACCCCUCGUACACAUCUCACCCGACGCCAGUAUCUACGACGCUGUGUAUUCGCUGAUCAAGAAUAAGAUCCACCGGCUGCCCGUCAUCGACCCUGUCAGCGGUAAUGCCCUCUACAUCCUCACACACAAGAGGAUCCUCAAGUUUCUGCAGCUCUUUAUGUGUGAGAUGCCACGGCCGGCCUUCAUGCGGCGGCCGCUGGGGGAGCUGGGCGUGGGCACGUACUCGGACAUCGCCUUCAUCCACCCCGACACGGCCAUCAUCAGCGCCCUGGCCGUGUUCACCAGGCGCCGCGUCUCCGCCCUGCCCGUGGUGGACCAGCAUGGUAAAGUGGUUGACAUCUACUCCAAGUUUGAUGUCAUCAACCUGGCAGCAGAGAAGACCUACAACAACCUGGACGUGACAGUGACACAGGCCCUCAGACAUCGCUCCCAGUACUUUGAAGGAGUGAUGAAGUGCAACCGACUGGAAACACUGGAAACCAUCGUGGACCGAAUAGUCAAGGCAGAGGUUCACAGACUGGUGGUGGUCGAUGAAGAUUCCCACAUCGUUGGAAUCGUGUCUCUGUCUGACAUUCUGCAAGCACUCAUCCUGACACCUACAGGUCUUGGUAGGAAAGCCAGUGUUCCCAGUCAGCAGGCCUCUCUAGACCAGGGGGCGACCGGCGACACCGGACUGGAUUCAGUGUACCCGGAUCCAAGUGGAAUGGACCCCCAAGCAGAGACGACUGAGGCAAAACCUGGACCGGAUCCGGAGCAGGAAUCUACUGAAACGGAGAGAGAGACGGAAGCCUGUACAGAGACUGACAGACAAAGGGACACAGACAGACAGACUGAGUCCAACCUAGGAGGAGCUGCUGAACAGCAGACAGACAGAGAGACGGAAUGUGAGACAGACACCCAGCUAGAGGGUGAGACAGGAGGAAUGACGGCAUGCGAGUCAGACGGACAGUUUGAAAGCGAGACAGUAGGAGAGAUAGAGUGUGAGACAGACACACAGACAGUAUGCGAGACUGAAGGGGAGACUGACACACAGACAGUAUGUGAGACUGAAGGGGAGACAGACACACAGACAGUAUGUGAGACUGAAGGGGAGACAGACACGCAGACAGUAUGUGAGACAGAAGGGGAGACAGACACACAGACAGUAUGUGAGACAGAAGGGGAGACAGAGACACAGACAGUAUGUGAGACUGAAGGGGAGACAGACACGCAGACAGUAUGUGAGACAGAAGGGGAGACAGACACGCAGACAGUAUGUGAGACUGAAGGGGAGACAGACACGCAGACAGUAUGUGAGACUGAAGGGGAGACAGACACACAGACAGACGCGUUGAAUGCAGAGGAUGUAGAGUUGGAGUUAGAGAUGGAAAAAAAGACAACCGAAGCAGUAGGAGAAGAGAAAGGUGGAGAG
This is a messenger RNA of Gadus chalcogrammus (walleye pollock), 3395 nucleotides long. Its product is annotated as 5'-AMP-activated protein kinase subunit gamma-2-like. The annotation marks the transcript as partial. The transcript is spliced from 19 exons. NCBI's taxonomy places the organism in Eukaryota, Metazoa, Chordata, Actinopteri, Gadiformes, Gadidae. The record is from RefSeq and is a predicted model, not a curated record.